Messenger RNA from Eimeria acervulina, 2691 nucleotides. RefSeq names its product OTU-like cysteine protease domain-containing protein, putative. Gene Ontology annotation, biological process: protein deubiquitination. Bases 1 to 2691 code for a protein of 896 amino acids. The transcript is spliced from 2 exons. NCBI's taxonomy places the organism in Eukaryota, Apicomplexa, Conoidasida, Eucoccidiorida, Eimeriidae. Gene Ontology annotation, molecular function: cysteine-type deubiquitinase activity. The record is from RefSeq and is a predicted model, not a curated record.
AUGCCUAAGAAGAAGCAGCAGCGAGGGGGUUUAGGGCGUCGCCGCUGCAGCUGCGGCUGCUUCCAGGAUGCUUCUGCUGCAGCAGCAGGAGCAUCAGGAGGAGCAGGAGGAGGAUCAGCAGCAGGAGAACAAGAGGGUUCAUGCUCUGUGUGUGGAUGUGGAGGGCCCUCAGGGGGGCCCCCUAGGGGCCCUCGAGGGGCCCCCCAUAUGCCUUGUUAUGCUCCUUCUUUAGACAAAGAGUUAAGAGCAGCAGGGCUUCGAGUGCAGCAAAUAGUAGCAGACGGCAAUUGUUUAUUUCGUGCUGCAGCAGAUCAGCUGUAUGGAGACCAGGAGCGCCACAGUUUAGUGCGUGCUGCUGCUGUAGAAUAUAUGACGGCCCAUGUUGAACAAUUUGCUGUCUUCUUUGAUUCUGAAGAACAAACUUUUGCUUCUUAUUUACGCCGUAUGAAAAGAGAUGGGUGCUGGGGGGGGCAAUUAGAGCUCCAGGCUGUCUCCUUAGCCUUCAAAGUAAACCUACUCAUAUACGUAGCGCCCCAAGACGAAUACUACAGCAGCAGCAGCAGCAGCAGCGGAAGCAAGGGGGGCCCCCGUGGGGGCCAUUCAUCUUCUUCUUCGCGAAAGGCGAAGCAAAAGAGGGGAGGGGGGGCCCCUCUGUCUCCUCCGGACUCACCAACAUCAUCAUCAUCAGCAGCAGCAGCAGCAGCAGCAAGUGGGGGGCCCCCCAGUUGGGAUAUAUGGAAGAUGCAGAAUUUUCCUUCUUCUGCUGUUUGUCUGCAGCUAGUCUUCGAUCCUUCAAAAGAGCAUUACAGCUCCUUAAGACUUAAAAAUGCGCAGCAGGGGGCCCCUACCUCCGUUACGCUAGCUCAGCUGGAGGCCCUCAGUGGGGGGGGGGCCCCCAACCUGAAGCCUCAGCCAGUAGAUGAAGAGGAGGCCUCAGAAGAGCAAUCAACACUUAGUACAAAUAAAACUAAUGCGGCAAACAACAGCCCCAGCAGCAGCAGCAGCAGCAGCAGCAGCAGCAGCAACAGAUUGGUAGGAAUCCGUGAAGAGGAGAUGGAGGGGGCCCUUAGGGUUCUGGCUGCUGCAGAUGAAGGGAGGCCCCUCUGCUCUUCCUGCUGUUCCUAUCGUCGCUCUGCGUUCAGGCGGGGGGCCCUUGUGGGGCAGCUGAACGUCUGGGGGCCCCCAGGGGGCCCCCCUAACUCACGCAGCGAUGCUGCUGCAGGUGCUGCAGCAGCUCCAGCUGCCACAGCAGCAGCUGCUGCUGCUGCUGCUGAUGCAGCAACAAAGUCGGCACUCGUAGGGAGCCCCUCAGCCCACCGCAGAUGGGCAAGCAGCGGCCCUGCUGCUGAGGGGCCUCGCAAUAGCCAGCCAGUGGCAGCCCCUACAAACUGCAGCAGCAGCAGCAGCAGUAGCAGCAGCAGCAGCAGCAGCGAUACAUGCAGCAGCAAAGCCAAGCGCGGGCCUGCCAGCCGCUCGGUGUUUGUGGCGGCUCUGCAGCCGCUGCGCUGCAGCAGCAGCACUGCGGAUGCGUGCUGCGAUGGGACCCUUGUCAGCAGCAGCAGCAGCAGCAGCGAUACAUGCAGCAGCGGCGGCAGCAGCAGCAGCAACAACAACAACAGUAGCAGAAGCAGCAGUAGCUCCGUUGUAGGGGGCUUCUUCUCUACUGCUUCCAUCGGUCUUCGCUUCCACAGCAGCAAGAACACACAGCCAGCAGCAGCUGUUGGUGCAGCAGAUGCAGCAGCAGCAGCUGCUGCAGGAGAAGCAGCAGCAGAAGGAGCAGCAGGUGCCUCCCCCACCGCAACGGAAAGAAGCUGCGAGCCACACCAAAGAGGAGACACUGCAGCAGAGCCUGUUGAGGAGCAAGCAGCAGCAGCAGCAUCAGAGGCAGAAGCAGCUGCAGCAACAGCAAAAACAGCAACAGCAAGGACAGCAGCAGGAGUUUUAGUUGCAGCACAAGAGUUGCUGCUGCCGUGCGGUAUUUGGGCAGGCCCCGCAAUGCUGCGGAUAGAGCGGCCUCCGCUGCUUCCUCACAGCAGCAGCAGUAGCAGCAGCAGUGGCAGCAGCAGCAGAAGCAACAGCGGCAGCAGCAGGAGGGCUGCAUCUCUUCCACCGCGGCGGAUUGUUUUGCUGCCGUGUGCCCGCGUGUGGGUGGCAGGGGAGGCAGCAGCAGCAGCAGCAGCAGCAGCAGCAGCAAAGGGAUCAACAGCAGCAGGAACAGCAGCAACAGGAAGGUGGCAGGUGUAUCGACUUCAGGCAUCGGCCGGCAAUAGCAGGCUGACUGUCGUUGAAGCGCAUGCAGGGGAGCUCGGUGCUGCUGCUGCUGGUGCUUCUGCUGCUGCUAGUGAGAGCGGCGAGGAGGAAGCUGCUGCUGCUGCACCAGGAGCCGUACCGGACGAGCAGCAGAAGCAGCAGCAGCGGCAGCAGCAGCAGCAACAGCAGCUGUUGCUGCUGCAACAACUGGAGAAGAAGACGAAGCUGAGUAAGAAAGAGCGAGCGGAGUUGAAGAGGGUAAAGAAACUGCAGAGAGAGUUAUCUCGAGCUGAACGGCGAAGAGCAGCAACCAUGAACGCUUCCACAGCGCAUGGGGGCCCCCCUGGGGGCCCCUCUGGAUUAGAGGAGGGGGGCCCCCCAGAUGUUGAGAGGGGCCUUGAAAGCCUCGCAGAGCUGACGCGGAGGGUGUUAGCCGUUUAA